UUAUCUUCUGGAUGCAAAAGAAGCCACAAAUCUUCCAUAUAAUCAAAAGUAACAAGAGACAUAAUUAACAUUAUUUUCUUGACUCUUCAUCGAUAAAGAAAAAUACAAAGGGUCCUAGAUCCUCCCUCUUCUAGAUCUCCUUAAAAAAACACAACUCCAGAGCAUUUUUGGAAAUUCACUUAAUCCUCACCAUGUUGCCAACAGGGUUCAGGUUCAAUCCCACUGAUGAAGAGCUCAUCCAAAUUCUUCAAAGGAAAGUUUAUGGACAGGAAAUGCCUCUCCAUGGCAAUUUCAUUUUUGAAAGAAAUGUUUAUGAGUUUGAUCCUGAAGAUCUUCAAUGGGACCAUACGGUGGCGGUGCUUAACAACGAAAGAUAUUGCUAUUGCAUAAGGGAAAAUGAUUCGCGAGAAGUUUCAGGUCGAGGAUGGUGGAGAGCUACCGGCCAUGUUAAAACAAUUUAUGAGAAUAAAGGUGUGGUGGGUUACAAGAGGCCUUUAACAUUUCACAGAUAUGCUGAUGAUGACAGAAAGCGAAACAAAGCUUUGAAGACUAAUUGGAUUAUGCAUGAAUAUAGCCUUGAUUCCAACACAACGGAUUGGAGACUUUGCAAGAUAAAAUAUAAGGGGAAACCAAGUGUGCAAAAGGAGAUAAAGAACAACAGAAAAUGCUACAAAUCAAGUAAUUUUGAAGCAAGCAGUUCAAUAAUGGGCAUACCCAAGGAUUUUGUAACUGAUGAACAGCAUCACCAAUUACAAAAAGCUCAUUUUGCAGCCACUGAUUCUAUGGAGAUUCAUGAUCAGUAUGGUUUUGUUGGUGAAGAACAGCUGCAAUCUCAACUCUUGCAGCUAGACAACAUGUAUGAACUUUAUUUAAAACAAAAUAUGUUACAGGAAGUGAUUGAUGGGAAACAAGCAGAGCACUCAAAAGCUUCAUAUGAUCAAAGUUUCAUUGAUGGUCAACUUCACCAACCUGCAGAUUCAUCUGACCAAUUAUCUCUUAGCCUCUGGUCUUGGCAAUACUAGCUAUAGUUUUCAAAGGUUUUUCUCUAUCCAUAAAGAAAAUCUGAUAUUUGGAUUGAUUCAUGCUUUGAUCUUAAUUUUUUUUUUUUUUUUGGGUUCAAUGUUGUUUCUCUGAAUGUAUAUGUAUUUAUGUGAAGAAAAAUUGUAUAAAAAUUAAAUGUUGUGACAUACGCUUGUAGACUAGAUGGGCGUAUAGCUUUGGUCUGUGUAAAAUACAAAAUUAUAAUUUUUAUUUUUAUUUUUGCAGUCACAA
Messenger RNA from Mangifera indica (mango), 1272 nucleotides. RefSeq names its product NAC domain-containing protein 83-like. Lineage: Eukaryota; Viridiplantae; Streptophyta; Magnoliopsida; Sapindales; Anacardiaceae. Bases 192 to 1022 code for a protein of 276 amino acids. Gene Ontology annotation, molecular function: DNA binding. Gene Ontology annotation, biological process: regulation of DNA-templated transcription. The transcript has 3 exons. The record is from RefSeq and is a predicted model, not a curated record.